This is a messenger RNA of Bombus pascuorum, 1327 nucleotides long. It is a transcript of the gene mRpL3, whose product is annotated as large ribosomal subunit protein uL3m. Gene Ontology annotation, molecular function: structural constituent of ribosome. Gene Ontology annotation, cellular component: ribosome; mitochondrial large ribosomal subunit. The record is from RefSeq and is a predicted model, not a curated record. The coding region runs from base 179 to 1282 and encodes 367 amino acids. Lineage: Eukaryota; Metazoa; Arthropoda; Insecta; Hymenoptera; Apidae. The transcript has 8 exons. Gene Ontology annotation, biological process: translation.
GUUUGUCGCAUUCUUUAAAAAUUUCUCCAUUACUUGUAAAUUAGAUAAUUCAUUAUUAUUCUCUUAUAUCAACUCUAACACAUAUCAGAGAACUCAUGAACAGUGUUGGGACCCGAGGAGUAGGAUCAAACUCAGACGUACCCUCGUUUGUGGAUAAUUUUUAUGAUAUUUCGCAAACAUGACAUCGCUUUUAAAAAGCCUUAAUGGAUUUCAACUGUUUAGUAGACACUUAAAACAAAGCCUCAACAUGAUAUCUGUUCCUGCUCGUGGUAAAUUACAAAAUCCUCCACCAAAGAAACGUCACCCACAGUGGCUACCAAAACCAACACAUGUACGUUAUAAUGAAGAACUUUCUCCAGAAAACAAAGAAUUUCUCUCUGAAUUUGUAUCAGCCAAUAAUGGUCUGCUCAAUGUACAAAAAUCUCCAUUAAAUACAAAACUUGUUCAGUCAGCAACAUGGACUCCAGGCUCUAAACGUACUGGUUUAAUUGGGAAAAAGAUAGGAGUAUAUCCAAUGUGGUUGAAAAAUGGUAAAAAAGUAACGACAACGCUAAUACAGAUUGUAGAUAAUGAAGUUGUAAAAUACAUGCCACCUGAAGAAUUCAAUCCAGUUAAGCGCACUAAACAUUUACAACCUAAAGUAAAAAAUGGUUGCCUCGUAUUAGGUGCUGUAAAUAUUGAUCCGCAGCUACUUACUAAGGAAUAUUAUGGAAUAUUUAAUGCUGCUGGAGUUUCACCAAAAAAAACACUAAUGAGAUUUGUAAUUUCACCAAAUGCUGCUCUUCAACCAGGAACUCCUUUAUGUGCAGCUCAUUUUAAACCAGGAGAAUUUAUUGAUAUUCGAGGAAAAACUAUAGAUCGUGGUUUUCAAGGUGUCAUGAAAAGGUGGGGCUUUAAAGGUAUGCCUGCUUCUCAUGGUGUAACUAAAACGCAUAGAAGACCAGGCAAUAUAGGCUCAGGAGGAACAAAGGCUAGGGUAAUGCCAGGUACUAAAAUGCCUGGACAUAUGGGAAAUCGUUGGCGUAUUCUCAAAGGUGUAAAGAUACUACGAAUAAACACUAAAUAUAAUGUAAUUUGGGUAUUAGGUCAUAACGUCCCAGGAGAGGUAAAUACCAUGUGUUAUUUGUAUGAUACGAUUUUACCUACUAAAAAAAGUACGUCACCACAUUUUCCUACAUAUUUACCGAAUAAUGAAAACACGAAUGUACUUCCUGAAGAACUUUAUGCGGAUGAUGUUCACCCAUUUAGUGAUCCCACUAUUGAAUAUCAACCAAAAUCGUAAUUGUAAUAACGUAGUAAAUAAAAAAAGUACUUUAUAAUAAGAGGA